AUGUCAGGCCGCCUUCAAGACCGUAUCGCCCUCAUAACCGGCUCUUCAUCUGGAAUUGGAAGAGCGACUGCUUUCGCGUACGCUCGCGAAGGAGCCAAACUCGUCUGCGCCGAUAUCAACGAGGGAACAUGGCGAGAAGACGCCCCCAAGGACGAAUUCAACGGUCCCACACACCAACGUAUAAAAGACAUGGGCGGCCAAGCAAUCUUUGUUCAUUGCGAUGUUUCCGAUUCCAAAUCUGUAGAAAAUGCAGUGCAAAGCGCUGUGAGAGAAUGGGGACGUUUGGAUAUCAGUACGUCGUGCAACAAGUCAUCCGGAGGGAGGGGUUUUUGGAUGCUGAUGGUUUGGAUUCACAGUGAUCAACAACGCCGGUUUCGCAAUGGAAUCCCGCGCCCCCAAACCCAUCUGGGAAACUCCCCUGGAUCUCUUCCAUCGAACGACGGCCGUGAAUAUCAACGGAGUCUUCUACGGAAUCAAAUAUGCUUCCGCACAGAUGAUCACGCAAACCCCGCUCCCCAAUGCCAAUGGCGAUCGAGGCUGGAUCCUCAACGCCGCCUCCGUCUUCGGUCUCAAUGGCGUGGAAAACGCCUCGGCAUACUGUACUUCCAAAGGCGCCGUAGCCAACCUCACCAAAGCCGCCGCUCUCGACUGUGCUCCCUACCGUGUACACGUGAAUGCUGUCUGUCCCGGGUUUGUGCAUACGCACAUGACGGAUGAGAUUUUCAAAGACGCGGAAAAGGGAGGGCAAGGGCAGGGUGACAUGGUGGAUGCGUUGCAUCCCUUUCGAGGGAGGGGGCUUCCGGAGGAUGUGGCGAGGGCUUAUGUGUUCUUGGCGAGUGAGGAGGCGGGUUGGAUGACGGGGGUCAAUAUGCCUGUUGAUGGGGGGUUUAAUGCGAGAUGA
Messenger RNA from Lecanosticta acicola, 901 nucleotides. NCBI's taxonomy places the organism in Eukaryota, Fungi, Ascomycota, Dothideomycetes, Mycosphaerellales, Mycosphaerellaceae. The record is from the annotation of a GenBank genome assembly.